This is a messenger RNA of Dichotomopilus funicola, 3291 nucleotides long. Its product is annotated as rab-GTPase-TBC domain-containing protein. The record is from RefSeq and is a predicted model, not a curated record. The transcript has 5 exons. Lineage: Eukaryota; Fungi; Ascomycota; Sordariomycetes; Sordariales; Chaetomiaceae. The coding region runs from base 1 to 3291 and encodes 1096 amino acids.
AUGGAGUCUGACCAGCAUGGAGGGGAUUCACAACGGGCUUGGGCGCCCACCGACUCAGCGUUGCUGCGAAGCGAAACCGACCCAGGCCCGAUCAAUUCACCGCCACGCGGUACAAAUAUCAAAAAGGAAGCGACCGACCACGACUCUCUCGUCACCGUCCGCCUCUCUGAGCCAUCGUCGCUCCAGGUGAACACGACAGUACCGCCAAGCACGAUUCUGCCGAGAAAGAGCCCGCUGCCGACUUAUGCACGGAACGAUGGUGAUGAUGGCGGCGACGACAACAACGACGACGACGAUGACGAUGACGAUGACAGCGAGUCGGAGAUUUUCGAACCGGAGACCUCAGCGUCAAAUCGCCGACCAAACUUGCUCCAGGAAUUGGGACGAUCGAGCGGAGAGAGUGCCAGCGAUGGGGCCAAGAGACCGAAGUACAGAAGCUCGUCCUCGAGCACGGGGUCAGAGAGGGUCGACUGGGACGAGUUGCAGAAGAAGGAGGAGUUGGAAUUGAAAGGCCAAGAGCCGGGCCAUGUGCGUCACAAUAUCCCACUGAGCUGCAACAUGCUGUUCAAACCCGGGCAAGGGAUUGGUCGAACUGGCACGGACCUGAAGAGCACGGGGACCAAAGCCACCACUACCGCCAUGGCCGCCACUAGAGGGCGGUACCCUCGCGAGAGCAAACCCCGACCGCCGUCGAUGGCGCAACUACGCAAAAUGGUCACCGGUCCGAGCCCCUCCGCCUUGCGGUACUCGACCCUCCCGCCGACGCCCAUGACCGAGCUCGAGUUCUACUUGGCGCUAGUCAAAGAUCCCAAGCAGACCGCCGCCCGCCUGCCGACGCUGCUAUCAAACAAGGUCCGCAAAGGAGUGCCGCCACCGCUCCGUGGCGUAGUAUGGCAGAGCAUGGCGGGCGCCCGGGACAGCCAUCUGGAGGAUGUCUUUGAGCGACUGACUGGCGAAUCGAGCCCGUACGAGGGCGUCAUCAGCAAGGAUCUUGGUCGCAGCUUUCCUGGUGUUGACAUGUUCCGCGACCCAGAUGGUGAUGGCCAGCGCAUGCUAGGGCGUGUCCUCAAGUGCUUCAGUCUCUACGAUACCGAGAUAGGAUAUUGCCAAGGGCUAGCGCUUCUAGUCGGGCCGCUGCUAAUGCAUAUGCCGGACAAGCAGGCGUUUUGCGUCUUGGUGAGACUGAUGGAAAACUACGAUCAGCGCCAAUGUUUCGUUCCUGACCUGGCGGGGCUGCACAUCCGAAUCUACCAAUUUCGCGAGCUGUUGCGACAGCAUCUGCCCACACUGUCGGCCCACCUGGACGAUUUGCAGGUUGAACCCGCCUAUGUUUCACAAUGGUUCCUGUCGUUCUACGCCGUAACGUGCCCCCUGCCAAUGCUGUUUCGCAUCUACGAUGUGAUUUUCGCAGAGGGCGCGUCGGAAACCAUCAUGCGCGUGGCGCUGUCGCUCAUGCGCAAAAACCAAGUGCGAAUCCUAGGCUACACCGAACUCGAUGAUGUGAUGCACCUGUUGCUAUCGCGCGGCGUGUGGGAUUGCUACAAUUACAACGCCGACGAGUUUGUCCAAGACUUUGUUGCACUCGCCAACGUCGUUACCAAGGAGCGAAUGAUAGCGCUCGAGCAGGGGUACAAGGAAGCUAAGAUUACCCCCAGCGCCAAUCACCGUGGGGCAGAGACGGCACAUGCCUCUGCGGAUGCCGAUGUCACUACCGCUGCCUCCCGUUUCCUGGGUCGCCUUUGGGUCGCCUCGUCCGCCCCCAAGCUUACAACUUCAUCAUCCUCAACAUCGACAUCUUCAACAUCGACAUCCACCACCGCCACUCCCACCCCUAACAACAAUCUCAACCCUGGGCUCGGCGCCGCGUCGGGCCCCCUUAGCAUGCUUCGCCGCAGCCCCUCGAAACAGAGCCUCUCGUCGAUGGAGGCCGCCUCGUCUACGACAUCAUCUGCCGCCAGUGUUCUUAGCUCCGUGUCAACCGAGGCAACCAAUGUCUCCCGCGACAGCUCCGCCGACGACUUCUCCCGGGAAGCCACCCCAUUGCCGUCGUUCAAAAUCCCAUCACCCGCUGCUUCCUUCUCCACCAGCAUCAACACCUCCCGAGAUGGCAGCAAGCACCUGCACAGCCAAAUUGAGGACCUGCUCACUGCACUCAGCGAAUUACAACGGAAUCACACCCUUUUGGCCAAUCAAUUACAACGCGAAAAAGAAGGCCGCGAGGAGGACCGUCGGGCGGUCCGAUCUUUGCUGGAUGGUUUGCGCAACAAGGCAGAAGGGAGCGACGACAGUAGUGUGGUCGAUUCUUCUUCAACAACAAAAACAACGAGUCCCAAGCCGACAGCAGAGCAGCUUUCCGAUCUCCUGGACGCUGUGGAGGAGCGGUUUAGCGACUCGGUCACCAGCUCAAGGUCAUCUGCAUCGGAGACGAAACAGCAAUUACGAGACGAGCUGGCACGAACAAAAUCCCAAUUAUCUCAGGAGCGCGAUAAGACGAAGGGGUAUAACCGCAAGGUGCAAGAGAUGGAGCAAGAACUAUCCACCGUGAGGGAACAACUACGGGAUACCCACGCGCACGUACGAAACGUACACCAGGAGAAGCAGCGCAUCGAGAGGCAGAUGCAGGGAAUGAGACUACGAGCCUCGGACACGCCCGCCACGGCGGACAAGUCUGAGUGGCUUUCUAAAACAGCCAGCAGCAGUGGCGGUGCGGCCGCAGGAGUCGGCCUGCGGGAGCUCAAACUCGGCCGCAGCAGAUCCACACCAUCCCAGGCUGCAUCCAUCUACAGCAACAACAGCAGCAACCGUGUCUCGUCCAUGUUGACGAUGAAGAAAAAAGAGAGCCACGAGUCCCUCGCAUCGACCGCCGUGCUGGGCCCGACCGAUGCCUCCUCCGGCACUUCCGGCCUCGAUACCUCCUCCGCAUCUCUCACGACCCCGCUCAACGAGACCGAUGCGCUCCUGCUCGAACUUGUCCAGGCCAAGACGGCCGAGGCGGUCGCGCGCCAGGAGCUCGAGGAGGCGAAGCAGAAGUUGGAGCAGCUGCGGAAAGCCUUUGGCCUUGCGCCUGGGGAAACACCCCCGGUAGGGAUGUCCCACCAUCAUCACCAUCAUAACCACAAUGCUGGCAACGCGGCGCAGUCGGCGGCGGCUACUGCCAUGGGCAUGUUUGGGCGGUUAACGGGCAGUACGGUAACGAGUCCUGUGAUGUCUGAGUCGCCGUCAAAAGUAUCGUCGCCACCACCACCAGCUGCAGGGGGCGCUGGUGGGGGGUUCUGGGGGUGGAGGAGGUGA